Messenger RNA from Diachasma alloeum, 1215 nucleotides. Its product is annotated as pro-resilin. Gene Ontology annotation, biological process: positive regulation of transcription by RNA polymerase II. The coding region runs from base 54 to 1184 and encodes 376 amino acids. The record is from RefSeq and is a predicted model, not a curated record. Gene Ontology annotation, molecular function: transcription coactivator activity. The transcript has 3 exons. Lineage: Eukaryota; Metazoa; Arthropoda; Insecta; Hymenoptera; Braconidae. Gene Ontology annotation, cellular component: RNA polymerase II transcription regulator complex.
CUGGACAUCAGUUCAUUCGUGCCAUUCAGUGAAUCAACAAUAGAUAUAAAAAAAUGAAGGUUCUCGUCAGUCUCAGCUUCCUCGUUGCGAUGACCCUGGCGGAGCCCCCGAGUUAUCGCCAGCAGUCCCAAGCCGACAGGACGUACUAUUUCGCUAAACAGCAGGAGGAGUCGCAGGCAGAUGCCCCGUAUCAGGCAUCGGGCUGGAAGCCAAAUGGUCCUGCCUUCGAGCUCCCCCAGAAGCAGGAGGUUCAACCAGAAAAUCAGUACGCCACUCCCGCCCCACCGGUAAACAGCUACGGAGUCCCGGCGAUCCAACCUCAGAGACAAUAUGGCGCUCCGGCUCAACCUGAGAGACAAUAUGGCGCCCCGGCCCAGCCUCAGAGACAAUAUGGCGCCCCGGCCCAGCCUCAGAGACAAUAUGGCGCCCCGGCCCAGCCUCAGAGACAAUAUGGCGCCCCGGCCCAGCCUGAGAGACAAUAUGGCGUCCCGGCCCAGCCUCAGAGACAAUAUGGCGCCCCAGCAAAGCAAUCGCUUCCGCGACCCCAACCUGAGAGACAAUAUGGCGCUCCUGCGGAAACCCAGAGACAGUUUGAACAGCCGCAGAACCAAUACGGGGCACCAGCCUUUCCGGAACAGCAGUACGGAGCUCCCCAAUCAGCUACCACUGAUCCUUCAACCCCAGAUUACGACGAGGCCACUAUUCCCACAGGAACCGAAUCUCAGGCCGAGCCAGUUGACUCUGUGAACGAGUUGGAGGAGGAGGGAGACGUCGAUGAGCAGCAGAGACAGACUGGCGAGUACUACAUUGCUCUACCCGACGGGCGUCUACAACGGGUUCAGUACAUGAGCAGUCAGGACAUUGCGGCGAUGAAGUACUUCGCCCAGAUCCAAGCGGAGAAUGUCGAGCCACUGAGAGGAGCAGUCUAUGCAUAUCAGCCACUUCGCAAACUCGAGUUUGCACCAGCCCGACUUCAAGUUGCGGUUAAUGAACCGGCAGCCACUCCUGUUGUACAAAUUAGAGAAUCGAGUGGUAGGAAUCAGAAAAUUACGGCCAAAGCUCCCGCCAAGUUGGAGGUCCAACCACUUGCUGCUGAACUUCCUGCGCCUAUUGUUGCACCGGCCUACAACAGCUACAGCGCUAACUAUCAAGUCCCUGAGAAGCGAUUCCUGGUUACUUUCUAGAAUUGUCAAUUGUACAUAACUGACUCGAGAU